GACGCUAAGGUUAGGGGGAAAUAUAAAACUCUGUAGGGCUUCAAUAGUAGCCCACUUCAAGCCAAUUAAAACCAGCCCAUAAAACAUUACUCAACAUUUUAAAAAGAUGCAAAUAAAUAAAGGCAAAAAUCUAACUAUUUUCAACUAUCGAAUCGGUUAUUGAUUUUGUACGAAUUUCGAUUUCGAUAAUCGAAAAUUUCCGAAUUGUUCAACAACCCUCACUCAAAGCAUUUCUGCUCACUUUUUUCUAUUAUUCAACUUUUUAAAGUUUUGUGCUUACUAUUUCCCAUCAUUUCCUUAUCAAAUUUUCAUUUUCCUUCACAAGCUAACAGUAUUCAACAUAAUACACAGCACGAAAUUUUAAUCAAAAUUCUGGCAAUCGCAAAUCAAGAACCAUGUCUUCGGCGAUUUCUCAGCUCUCAUGCUUCUCCGCCGUAGUUGACACCCGCCGUUUGCAGCUCCACCAGAGAUCCCGUCUCUGCCCCACGAAAUUUCGUCCCGGAAAGGUUUUAAAUGUUAUGAACGGUGAUGGACAUGGCUCAAAAUUAUCCCAAUUAGAGAAUAAAACUCUAAGUUAUGUAGAGGAUGCAUCAGCAUCCUAUAAUGGAAGCUCGGCGCAGCCGCAUUCUGCUGCAGAAAGUUUUGUUGCUGGAGCAGCAACAAAUGAACAGGAAAGCAUCAUCAGCGCACCAAAGAGGGCGGCAAUGAUUCACGACUUCUGUUUUGGAAUUCCCUUCGGUGGACUAGUCUUUUCCGGGGGGCUCGUUGGAUUUCUGGUUUCAAAAAACCCUCGUACCCUAAUGUCCGGUGUGCUCUAUGGAGGUGCCAUACUUGCCCUUAGCACUCUGAGUUUGAAGGUCUGGAGACAAGGGAAACCGAGCUUUCCAUUCAUACUGGGUCAAGCAGUACUCUCACUCGCCCUCCUGUUUAAGCAUUCUCGGGCAUAUACAUUGACGAACAAACUCUUCCCAACAGCCUUCAAUGUUGUCAUGAGUGCUGCAAUGCUGUGCUUUUACGCCUACGUGAUGAUAUCCGGAGGCAAUCCUCCGCCAAAGAAGCUGAAGCCUACUGCUGCAGUCGAAUCCUCCUAGUCGAGAAAUGGAAACGUGCGCUGCUGAUACUAGAGGUGAGUUACCGACACCUCUGGCCAGGGGCGGAUGUACAUGGGAGCAACAUCCGUACACCCAAUUUUGUUUUUUGUUUUUUCUUUACUAUAUACAUAUAUAUAUAUACAAGAAAAAUAUAAUAUAGUGUUUUAAUAAUUAUAAUAUCCACGUUAAUUGCUUAACAUUUUACAGUGAUUUAAAUUUGUGUUAUUUUUGUUCA
Salvia miltiorrhiza (redroot sage) is the source of this 1326-nucleotide messenger RNA. RefSeq names its product protein FATTY ACID EXPORT 1, chloroplastic-like. NCBI's taxonomy places the organism in Eukaryota, Viridiplantae, Streptophyta, Magnoliopsida, Lamiales, Lamiaceae. The transcript is spliced from 6 exons. The coding region runs from base 396 to 1091 and encodes 231 amino acids. Gene Ontology annotation, cellular component: membrane. The record is from RefSeq and is a predicted model, not a curated record.